AUGACUGCGCAAUUCACGCACGCAAAUGCCACAAACCAAUCUACGACCAAAAGGAAUGCGCUACUGGGGUCCAUCAAGUACAAAAUGCUCGCUUUGAAGGAUUUUGAGGAGUGCCAUGUGCUGGCAGGCUGGAUCCGCCAGUUGUUCUUUGACAUGUUUGAGCAACAACGUGGGCAGGACAAGAAUGGCCACAGUCCAGAGGCCGCAGGGGAGGACUUCAACAUUCCAAAUUCAGAGGCACUAGAUACAGUUGGGGACACUUCGAUGGCCCUCGACGUUGACAGCAUUAUUGCCGACAUACCGCGCCCGGCCCCGUGGGAAUUGCCCUACACGAUGUCCAAUGACAAUAUCCUCUGGCACAAUUGGCUAUUGGGGUAUCAAGACGGGGGAUGA
Molecule: messenger RNA, 393 nt
Organism: Penicillium verrucosum
Lineage: Eukaryota; Fungi; Ascomycota; Eurotiomycetes; Eurotiales; Aspergillaceae
Exons: 1
Coding region: 1-393 (130 amino acids)
Source: RefSeq, a predicted model, not a curated record